CUCAUUGUCAUUUUUGAUCUCUAGGGCAAGGCCGCUCUGGCCUAGAAAUAUGCGUUGAUUCAAGGCGCCGCGCGAUGAGGAUUGCUUGCGACAGGCAUCGUCAGCUCAUGAUCUCCUUCGCGCCAAUCGUGCUGCUGGUAUCGGCAAUCAAUCUUCUGGGAGUUUUUGCCUCCAAUGCGGGAUCUUACUUGAAAUCUGGAGAUGAGUCGUUCUCCAAUCGAGAGUACUUUGCGGCUAUACGGCACUACACUUCAUUCAUAGAGAUUGAUCCCGAUGCGUCGAUCGGAUAUUCGAAGAGAGCGGCAGCAUACAUUCAGCAAAAACGGUACAAAGACGCGUUGCGUGAUCUCGAUAAGCUGGUGGACAUCGAUCCAAGCUACGUGAAUGGGUAUUUGCAACGAAGCCAAGUUCUUCGUCAGACUUGCGAGUUGGAUGAGGCUGAGAGCGUUGUUUCUAAGGCGCUGGGUAUGAAACCAGGACAUGCGGGUGCUAAGAAAGAGCUCUCUAUGGUAACUCAAGCAAAAGACGCGCUGAAGCAAGUCGAGAGUAGCUAUGAAAACAACGAUUUCACAAAAGCGGAAGAACACUUAGAAGUUCUUUUAUCGCUUUCUCCUGAUUGCUCAAAGGCGAGAUUUUUAAGAGCAAGGAUUCUCCUGAAAAAGAAAGACUAUGCAGGUGUUGUGGGAGAGACAGGAUUUAUACUCAAGGAGAAUGAAGACGACUUGGAUGCUUUGCUUCUUCGUGGGCAAGCUUACUACUAUCUCUCGGACUUCGACGUGGCCACCAGACAUUAUCAGAAGGGUUUGCGCCUUGAUCCCGAACACAGCAGCUUGAAGAAGGAGUAUUUCAAGCUGAAAAAUCUUUUAAAGAAGACAAAGAAUGCCGAAGAUCUUUUUGAAAAAGGGAAAUUUCGCAAGGCAGUUGAACAAUAUAAUGAGGCUUUAUCACUGGAUCCCGAACAUGAGGCGCAGAACUUUGUUCUGUAUCUAGGACUAUGCAAAACACUUGUUAAGCUCGGUCGUGGUAAGGAGGCUCUGCCAGCCUGUUCGUCGGCAUUGAAAAUUGAUGGCGAACAUGCGGAAGCUUUGCUUCAGAGUGGGGAAGCCAAAAUUCUAGUAGAGGACUGGGAAGGGGCAAUGUCAGAUUUUAAAACAUCGUUUCAUAAAUCUCAGAGCCAAAGCGCCAGAGAAGGGCUUCACAGAGCUGAAAAAGGCUUGAAACUCAGUAAGCGGAGAAACUGGUACGAGAUUUUGGGUGUAGAGACGACUGCCAGUGCUUCUGACAUAAAAAGAGCGUACAAGAAGUUGGCAUUGCAAUGGCAUCCGGACAAAAAUGUAGAUAACAAGGAGGAAGCCGAGCGUAAGUUUCAGGAUAUUGCUGCAGCAUAUGAAGUUCUCGGGGACGAAGACAAACGAACGCGAUAUGACCGGGGAGAGGACGAGGAACCGCAGAUGGGGGGUCCGGGAUUUAAUCCAUUUGGCGGGGGUGGAGGUGGAAGUGGAAGUGGAUUCACUUUCACAUUCGAGGGUGGCUUCCCCGGCGGUGGAGGUUUUGGCUUUAAUUUUUGACACAGCACUGACUCUCAAAAGAUUCGGGCAAAGUGUAUCAACCAAGCCUGUGACAGGAAUGAAUGAAAGUUGUGACAUCUUCACGGGUA
Selaginella moellendorffii is the source of this 1657-nucleotide messenger RNA. Its product is annotated as dnaJ protein P58IPK homolog B. The record is from RefSeq and is a predicted model, not a curated record. Gene Ontology annotation, molecular function: protein binding. Gene Ontology annotation, cellular component: endoplasmic reticulum lumen. Lineage: Eukaryota; Viridiplantae; Streptophyta; Lycopodiopsida; Selaginellales; Selaginellaceae. The transcript has 10 exons. The coding region runs from base 75 to 1568 and encodes 497 amino acids.